Molecule: messenger RNA, 1130 nt
Organism: Anolis sagrei ordinatus
Lineage: Eukaryota; Metazoa; Chordata; Lepidosauria; Squamata; Anolidae
Source: RefSeq, a predicted model, not a curated record
UCCCUCUCCGAAGAGGUCAACGCCCGAUUGUCCCAAAGGGAGAAGCGAAGGGAAGGCACCCAGGGCAGUGGUCAGUGUUAAUGAGUGACCAGAGGCAGAGAGGGAGUGGGCAGCUUGAUGCCCUUCGUAGAGAGAGAGAGUCUUGGGUCUGGGUUUGUCCGGACCCUCCUUCCUUGCAGCCAUGAAGCUCCUGGUUGUGCUCUUUGCCUUGGUUGCAGUCACAGGAGGCCGAGCCGUGACCACCAGAGAAGCCCCCACUUCAGAGCCCAAGUUAAGAGAGUUGGUUGAUAAAAUAUUCAGGCUCGGGUUAGAAGUCUUCUUUUCUCUGGCAGGAAAAUUUCUGAACGGAAUUGAAUCUUCGAAUACCAGGGCUAUCAACGAACAUCAGUACAAAAUAUCAGAAAUACUCCGGGAGCAAGAGAGAAAACUUCCUCCGGAGAUGAGGGAAGUGAAGGAGAUUGUGUUCAAUCUCUCUGAAGCCUUGACGGAGAAGACUUUUCGGGUUAUUGGUCAGUGGAACAGCCGCCAUUAUAAGGAAAUUAGAGGCGCCAUGGAUGCGUUUGCGCUGUACAUCGACCCAGUGGCCUCCAAGAUGCUUUGGUGCAUUGAGUGGUUGGAACAGAACGUCAGGCCCAUUGUGAUCGAAAUGUACAAGCCGUACGAGAGAUCCCUUGAUCAAGCGAUGGAGUCCCUGGGACGCACAUUCAUCGAGAACCUGCAAAAAGAUAUGGAAAGCCUCCAAACCUCAUUGGAAGGAGGAGCCAAGCGGUUCCAGCUGGGGAUGGAGACCCUCCACAAGCACUUGAAGCCCUUCUGGAUCCCAUUGCUGAAGGAGUACAAGAAGUACGACCCAGCAAUCAGAGAGUGGGUGGAAAGUCCGUUGUUCCCCCCUCCGAAAGAAGACUGACCCUAAAAGGGAAAUCCUAGGGAAGUGACCACUAGGUCAAGAGGUAUGGCUGCCUCCCCAUCAUGGAAUAUAUCUCCCCAUUUAUUUGGGAGGCGUGAAUAGCUGGCAAACUUUAUGGAAUGAGCUGCGCUUUUCUGUACGAAUUAUGUCAGUUCUUUCUUGCAAUUACAUGUUCUGUCAUCCACCUGGCCAGAUGAAUAAAACUUCUGUUACUGCCUUCAAA